Molecule: messenger RNA, 1458 nt
Organism: Exophiala bonariae
Lineage: Eukaryota; Fungi; Ascomycota; Eurotiomycetes; Chaetothyriales; Herpotrichiellaceae
Exons: 2
Coding region: 1-1458 (485 amino acids)
Molecular function (GO): N-acetyltransferase activity
Source: RefSeq, a predicted model, not a curated record
AUGAAGAAAAUGUUUGGUAAAGCCGUGCGGGAUGACACUGAGAACUAUCUACGUGCCGCAAGCCCAAAUGAGCGUCGUUGCAUCGCACGCGACUAUCUUGACUUCUAUCGCGGCCUAGCUGUGGGUGGCACCUAUGACUUCAGCGACGGAUCAAAUCUGUCAUGCCCCUCUACAUACACUCGUGGCCUUCAGAAGUGCAUCGAAAGACAUCCGCAAUUGAGUGUCGUCACAAUCAACGCGGAAAGCAAUUCGCCAUAUUUUGAACAUUACCCCAAGGUUGAUCUCGAGCAGCAUCUGCAACAUCUGGAUAAGUGCAAGAAAGAUGGAGAUGAAGAUAAAGCGAUCCAAAAUGCUUUGCCAGGUAUCCUUGAUACCAAGUUGCUGCCUAGCAUCCCUGCAUGGAAAGUCUUCAUACUCCCUCUGUCUGAGAAAAGAUGCUUCAUUGCGUUCUUUUAUUCCCAUACCCUGGGCGAUGGCAUGUCAGGUUUGGCUUUCCACCAAACCCUGUUGAGUGGUCUCGAGGUAUCCCAUAUCGAGAACGAAUUACCUCCCAGUACUAGAUCCAAAGAUAUAGGUCCAGCUUCAGACACGCCCAGGAAUUUGCCAAUCACAUGGCCGUUCUUUCUGAGGACGCUGUUGGGCAUUUUCCUUCCGAAACCGCUUCUAUCAAUCCUGGGUCUUGAAGCUUUGAAUAACGCUGUGACGAGUGCCACCUGGACCGGAUCGCCAGUAUUUUACAAUGCUGAGAAGCAUACAACUGGUGUACGGACGAUAACGAUUGACGGAACGAUUGUUAGUCGGGUUUUGCGAGUCUCUCGAAGUCACGGUGUCAAGCUUACAGGACUUCUGCACCAACUCAUCGUCGGUGCGUUGUCUGAGUUCCUGCCUCAAUCAGCCGACAUAAGCCAGUUUGUAGCACAAACAUCCUUGAGUCUUCGUGGAGCUCUCAACAUCUCAGGAGACAAGAUAGGAAACUUCAUUUCUGCAGACACAGCGACAUUGCCCAAAAACAACAAGAUGAGAUGCGAAGCAGAAGCAAAGGUCAACUGGUCAUCAGCAAAAGCAAUUACAGAACGAUUGGCGGCUGUUUCCAAAGACCUUCGCAACCACCCCAUCGGCUUACUUCCAUACGUGAGUGAUAUGCGAUCGUGGACCCUGUCUAAAGUCGGUGGAAGUCGGGACUGUUCCUAUGAAGUUAGCAACCUCACCAGCUUCAGGCCCGUCUCUCCUGGAGGAAGGGCUACGAUUGUCAAGAUGGUAUUCUGCCAACCUGCCAGUGUGACAGGUGCACCAUUGAGUUUCAAUGUGGUGAGCGUGGCUAAUGGCCCACUCAGCAUAGCUGUAAGUUGGCAGCUUGGGGCUUUGGGAUUUGAUGCCGGUGAAGACGAGAGGGAAAUUGUCGAGAUUGUUUGUCGGAAGAUUGAACUGGGAUUCAGACAUUUGGCGUCGACCUCAUAG